CCUCACUGUCUUGGCCCCCGCUAUCCCUGGUCACUGCGCUGGCUGCCCACCGUUGAGUAUAUACUCUUCAGGAACCCGCUGCCGUCCGUUUGGCCCGCUACCACUGGUUCUCAUCCACAAAUCCGCGCCACGGUACAAUCUACCACCCAACACUCGUCAACUCAGUUUCAAUAUGGUUGCUCACCGUCGCGGCCCUUGGUCGCAACACGAGGACCGCUAUCUCAUCGAACUCGUGACCCGAAAUGGCCCGCACAACUGGGUUCGGAUAUCACAGGAAAUCACCACACGGUCGCCAAAGCAGUGCCGAGAAAGAUAUCAUCAAAAUCUUAAGCCUUCGCUAAACCACGAACCCAUCUCCCAGGAAGAGGGCGAACUGAUCGAGAAGCUGGUUGCCGACAUGGGCAAGAGAUGGGCCGAGAUUGCUCGAAGACUACAAGGCCGUAGUGAUAACGCCGUUAAGAACUGGUGGAAUGGUGGACAGAACCGCAGAAAGCGCAACCCUGAGCGUGACCAGCCCUCCCACCCGCAAAUGCACCAUCCGCAAACCGCAUACCACUACCCCGCAGUAGCACAUCAAUCUCACCACGACGAUGAAGCGCAUCGUCUGUCUUACUCGUCUUCGCGGCGGACCUCGCUCAACCCUCAGACUCAUUCUCCUCAUGCACUCAAGCUUCCACAGCCUCAGGGUUUCGAACCUUACGCCGGCCCGCGGCCAGCACCACUACAACUCCAGCCGUACAACUCACAUGCAUCGCGGGGGCGUGGGAUUGAGACACCCAUGCCGUCGCCUUCGGGUUACUCAAUCGUCUCCGCAGAUGGUGCGCCUUCACUGAUCACGGACACCGGCUCAGAGUCGCGCUCACCCCGUGGUGCAGCCUCUCCUCUGGAUCUCACACUUGCUCCUUUGGUCGGCAGCCGGGAAGAGCGCAGAAAUUCGUGCACCCGAUACCUCCCUCACAUGGGCUUUGCGAACGAGGACGAUGACCACACAUCGUACGAUUACCGACGUGGCUCCAUGCAGCUCCCGCCUCUGUCCGGUGCCGAGAACAGGACUACGACCCCUUUCAGAGAAGCAAUCUCGAAGCAAUCGUACAGGGCCGAACGACCGCAGCUGCUCACACAGCCUGCGCACCAGCUGGUUCACCACCACUCGCUACCAUACUCAGCACCCGCGGAGCAACGACCACUGCCACCUUUCGCCACUCUGGCGGAACCAGGCCGGGUACCGCUGCCGUCCCCCAGGAAUACGAGCCCGUCCUCAAGACAUCUCCCGUCGCCGUUCACUCGCACGGCACAGCCAACUGAAACACGCAGCGCGCCUGUUUCGCCCAAGGACAAGCCGCAGGACAGCCGCAUGGACCUUCGAUCCCUGGUGAUGUGAUCGGCCGCUACUCACGUCGCUAUUC
Messenger RNA from Paraphaeosphaeria sporulosa, 1406 nucleotides. RefSeq lists its product as uncharacterized. Gene Ontology annotation, cellular component: nucleus. The transcript has 2 exons. Gene Ontology annotation, molecular function: DNA-binding transcription factor activity, RNA polymerase II-specific; RNA polymerase II cis-regulatory region sequence-specific DNA binding. The record is from RefSeq and is a predicted model, not a curated record. Bases 173 to 1381 code for a protein of 402 amino acids. Gene Ontology annotation, biological process: positive regulation of transcription by RNA polymerase II; mitotic cell cycle. Lineage: Eukaryota; Fungi; Ascomycota; Dothideomycetes; Pleosporales; Didymosphaeriaceae.